AUGUUUUUACUUUGCAGUGUCUGGAAGGCCUUUACUGUCUGGAAAGCUAAUGUCCGUAGUUCAAAGAAUGAAAAGUGCAAGGCAAUAAUAUCUAAACAGUUGUUUUUUGUGGACGAGCUGUUUCGUGGAUGUUUGCUGUAUAUUCAAUCACUGUGUGAAGAUGCAUUCAGCACUAAAGGAGGCAAUGAAUUGAUAGGUACAGCUAUUCAUUUGGUUAAGACUGAUAGAUGUCACACCUGUUCUUUAGAGGAGUUCUGCUCCUUGCAGGCUGAACAGUGCAACUAUGCACACAAGCAACUACAAGCUUUUCGUAGCAAAGUUAUUGAAAUGAUCAAGCUAACCUGUCUUAAGGUGGCAGAAAUGGAUGGAGCUCAGGAUUGUUUCCUUUCUGUACUCUUCGAUUCAAAAGACAAAUCAAAAUAUGCUGUGAUGCCAUAUUGGCGUAAUUUAGUCUCUCGAUUUGUCAGAUUCUUAAAAUUGGUAGAUAACAUUUUCCAAGAGAUGCUUUGCUGUUUACUGAGCUCUGAAGUACAACGUCUCCUAGAAUUCUUCAGUGUGUCAGCAGCUUUCUCUGAAGAAGUGAAGAAGGAAUUAAGGUCUUACUUUUAAUUUGGCAUUUUAGUAGUGUAUGAACAUAUUUAAGAAAUUAUAUGACUGCUUCUUAACAGUUGUAAAAGCUUAAUGGUUUAAAAAUAAAUAUUCAGAAUAAUGACAAGGACCAGUGAAUGAUAUCUAUAUAAAAAUCUGAGUUUGCUUUUUAUGUCUCCUUAAAGUUUAAAUUCCUUUUACACGUUCCCAUUUCUUCUCACAUUGUUUUGUCUCAGGCCUCUUGCUAUAUUUUCUGCUGUGUUCUAACUGUGCACGAAAUUGAUACUCAGUUUAGCACAUACAGUGCUCACUGAUAAACAUGUCAGUAACUCCACUGCAUGUUGUAAAAUAAAACCUUUGCCUUCCAGAAUUCAUCUGCUGUCAG
Molecule: messenger RNA, 973 nt
Organism: Protopterus annectens (West African lungfish)
Lineage: Eukaryota; Metazoa; Chordata; Ceratodontiformes; Protopteridae
Product: dynein axonemal heavy chain 6-like
Exons: 4
Coding region: 1-609 (202 amino acids)
Source: RefSeq, a predicted model, not a curated record